CACUCGUUUCGAAAGCUAUUAUCGUUUUAUAUUCUAUGAACGUGAUUUAUAAAAUUUAUGCUUUUCAGCUUUUUUGUAUAACCUGAAUCUACUGUUUUCAAAAUAGAAUAUUAUAAUUGAGCUUACUGUAAUUUUAGAAUUAUUUUUAUUUAAUAAUCAUGUCUUUUCAGGAUGUUUUUUUAAUGAUCCGGCGGAAGAAAAUGACGAUUUUUACAGAUGCUAAAGAAAAUACAACAGUUUUAGAAUUAAAAAAAAUUAUUGAAGGAAUAUUAAAGAUCCCUCCUUUAAAUCAACAGUUAUUUAAUAAGGAUAAUAUCCUUAUGUCAGAUAAUAAAUUUCUAUCAGAUUAUGGACUAUCGUCGACAACAGCUAAGGCUCAAUGUCCAGCAUUAAUUGGUUUAGCCGUUCGUCUAGAAAGUGGUCAAUUUGAACAAUUAGAAAUGACACCAUUUUCGUUACCUCCAGAUCUUCCUGAAGUAAUGAAAACUCAAGAAACUAAUGGACAAGAACAAAUACCAUGAAUUUUUACAGAAAAAAGUAAACUUUAAAAACAUUUUUGGUGCAAAAUAACCCACUUUGCUCUAUAAAUUGUUAGAGUAUAAAUAAAGAUUUUAUAUAGAUUUUUGUUUACAAAUACAUAAAAACUUACAUUAA
Messenger RNA from Ceratosolen solmsi marchali, 654 nucleotides. It is a transcript of the gene EloB, whose product is annotated as transcription elongation factor elongin B. Gene Ontology annotation, molecular function: protein binding. Lineage: Eukaryota; Metazoa; Arthropoda; Insecta; Hymenoptera; Agaonidae. The transcript has 3 exons. The coding region runs from base 159 to 521 and encodes 120 amino acids. The record is from RefSeq and is a predicted model, not a curated record. Gene Ontology annotation, cellular component: elongin complex; VCB complex. Gene Ontology annotation, biological process: transcription elongation by RNA polymerase II.